AUGGAGUUUCAUACUUUUUGUCAUUUGAAUAUUUGGAGGAUAUGUACAAAAAUGAGAAUUUGGACUGUUUUGUUACUCCUGCUGUUACUGAAGAGUGAUGUUAUUGUUGUGUACUGUGGUUCGGGUUACUUGGUUGGUCUUGGAAGCUAUGACAUUACUGGUCCUGCUGCUGAUGUUAACUUGAUGGGGUAUGCUAAAAUAGAACAAGUUGCAUCUGGUGUUCACUUCAGGCUUCGCGCUCGUGCUUUCAUUGUUGCAGCGUCGAAGGGUAAUAGGGUUGUGUUUGUGAACCUUGAUGCUUGUAUGGGUUCGCAAAUUGUGACAACCAAAGUAAUCGAGAGGCUGAAAGCAAGAUAUGGUGAGAUGUAUACGGAAAAGAAUGUAGCUAUUAGCGGAACUCACACUCACGCGGGUCCUGGGGGUUAUCUUCAAUAUUUUUUGUAUAUUAUAACAUCUUAUGGAUUUGUGCGUCAGUCGUUUGAUGUCAUUGUUGAUGGAAUUGAGAAAAGCAUUAUUCAGGCUCAUGAAAAUCUCCGUCCCGGAUCAAUAUUUGUUGAUGAAGGAGAGCUUUUAGAUGCUGGGGGACCUGUUGGAAGCUUCAGUUGGUUUGCUACUCAUCCGACUUCAAUGGGUCGUAGAAACUCGUUAAUCAGCGGGGAUAAUAAAGGUGCGGCUGCACGGUUUAUGGAAGAUUGGUUUGAGGAAAAAGAUUCUGGAAGAAUGGAUUCUGAUGUACUCGGAAAUGAUGGCUUGCCUCAAAGAAUCUCAAAUAUAAUUCCCGGACUUCGUAAUAAUCAUCAUGAAUUACUGGAACUUGCUUCCUCUUUCCAGUCUCCUCCUGGUAGACCAGUUACCAAAAGUUCGAGUGUUACUAGACGGGUGAGAGGUGCUCCUAGGAAUGAUGACAAGCCUCGAUUUGUAGCUGCAUUCUGCCAAUCGAAUUCUGGAGAUGUCAGUCCAAAUGUUCUUGGAGCUUUUUGUUUAGACACUGGAUUACCUUGUAACUUCAAUCAUAGUACAUGUGGAGGGAGGAAUGAAUUCUGCUAUGGCCAAGGUCCUAGUUAUCCAGAUGAGUUUGAAAGUACCCGUAUUAUAGGGGAAAGACAAUUUAGAAAAGCAGCGGAUCUCUUCAAUGCAGCAGCUGAAGAGAUUGAAGGGGAGGUUGAUUUUCGACAUGCCUAUAUAGAUUUCUCCAAACUUGAGGUGACUAUUUCUGAUCAAGGAGUUGACAAGGUUGUUAAGACAUGCCCUGCCGCAAUGGGUUUUGCAUUUGCUGCCGGAACAACCGAUGGACCUGGAUCUUUUGAUUUUAAGCAAGGUGACAAUAAGGGAAGUCAUUUCUGGAAGCUAGUCCGCAACCUAGUUAAGACAAUAAGCAAGAAACAAAUUGAUUGUCAGCACCCAAAGCCUAUUUUGCUUGAUACUGGUGAAAUGAAUAUACCAUAUGAAUGGGCACCUUCAAUACUUCCAAUUCAGAUCCUUCGAGUUGGGCAGUUUGUUAUUCUGUGUAUACCAGGAGAAAUCUCAACAAUGGCUGGAAGGAGACUACGCCAUGCAGUGAAGACGGUACUAAGUAAUCACAAGGAUUUUGAAAAUGUUCAUGUUGUUAUAGCAGCUUUGAGCAAUGCUUAUUCGCAGUACGCAACUACAUAUGAAGAAUACCAGGUGCAAAGAUAUGAGGGUGCUUCUACACUAUACGGCCCACACACGCUUAAUGCAUACAUUCAAGAGUUUAGGAAGCUUGCAAAGGCUCUUAUCAGCGGCCAACCAGUAGAAUCCGGUCCACUGCCCCCUGAUCUUCUUGAUAAGCAAGUAAGCUUGCUGCCACCAGUUGUGGUGGACGGAACCCCUUUUGGAGUAAAUUUUGGCGAUGUUUCCUCUGACGUACCUCAGAACUCCACGUUUACGAGCGGUGACAUUGUGACAGUUUCGUUUUGGUCUGCGUGCCCUCGAAAUGACCUUUUGACAGAAGGCACCUUUGCCCUGGUGGAAAUUCUCCAAGGAAAAGACACUUGGAUUCCUGCUUAUGAUGAUGACGAUUUCUGUCUGCGUUUUAAGUGGUCAAGGCGUUUUAAACUCAGUCCUAUGAGUAAAGCAACCAUGGAAUGGAGAAUACCGCAUGGCGUGACUCCUGGUGUGUACAGAAUAAGUCAUUUUGGUGCUGCAAAGGGCUUAUUUGGAUCUAUUAAUCACUUUACAGGUUCAUCCAGUGCAUUUGUUGUAUUAGUAUAA
Molecule: messenger RNA, 2232 nt
Organism: Vicia faba (fava bean)
Lineage: Eukaryota; Viridiplantae; Streptophyta; Magnoliopsida; Fabales; Fabaceae
Source: the annotation of a GenBank genome assembly